Elaeis guineensis (African oil palm) is the source of this 1121-nucleotide messenger RNA. Its product is annotated as small heat shock protein, chloroplastic. Lineage: Eukaryota; Viridiplantae; Streptophyta; Magnoliopsida; Arecales; Arecaceae. The record is from RefSeq and is a predicted model, not a curated record.
GUGUUCCCACCCUUUCGUCGCUCGAAGCUUCGGCACUGCUCUCUCUGCUUUGCUCUCGAGAGUUCUCUCCCAUCCUUUAUCUUCUGCCACAAACCCCUCCAUUUUGCUGCACGGACGCGAAUCACCAUACGAAAGAGAAGAGAUUGAGAAAAGUCUCGUCGUGAUCGCCAUGAUUGCCUCCCCGGUCUCCAAACUCCUAGAGAAGCUCCGCUUCUCCCCCAUCCGCUCCGCCGUCGCGACCACCCCAUUCCGAUCGUUCUCCGCCGAGGCCCGCGACCUCGCCAGAGAUACACAACCCGUCGAUAUCGACCGCGGCACCGACGUCUCCCCCGCCCCCGCGACCCGCCGCCGCCGUCGCCGCGGCGGCGAUCUUUUCCCCAGCUUCUUCUCCGGGGGUCCAGAUGCGUUCGAUCCGUUCAACCCGACGAGGAGUCUGAGCCAGGUGUUGAACCUGAUGGACCAGAUGAUGGAGAGCCCGUUCGCGGCGGUGAGGGGGAUGCGGCGCGGGUGGGACGCGAGGGAGGAGGAGGACGCGCUGUACUUGAGUGUCGAAAUGCCCGGCCUGGGGAAGGAGGACGUGAGUGUGACGGUGGAGCAGAACGCGCUGGUGAUAAAGGGGGAGGGCGGGGAAGAGGAGGGGAAGGGCGAAGAGGAGGGGAGCGGGCGGAGAAGGUACAGCAGCCGGAUCGAACUGCCGCCGAAUUUGUACAAUAUAGGCGAGAUUAAGGCGGAGAUGAAGAAUGGGGUGCUCAAGUUGGUGGUGCCCAAGGUGAAGGAGGAGGAGCGCAAGGACGUGGUCCAGGUCCAGAUCGAGUGAGGAUAUAUAUAGAGAGUAUUUGCUAGCUUCCAUGUUUGCUACUUUGCUUGUUGUGUUCGUAGCGUGUUUGCGAGUUUGUUCGAAGUCGCAGACGUAAAGCUUUUCGAGCAUGUUAGUAUCCAAACUUUGUGUAGAAUGGAAUUUAGGUUUAGGAUUUAGGAAUGUCUAAUUUCUAAUGACUUUUGAACUGAAGGAUACCGGUGUCCAUGGAAGAGCAAAGCCGGCCUUUGGCUGAUUACCGUACAAUAUUGUUGAAUAACAAAUAUAUAUUUUAUAUUAGAUUCAGUGUGUCAAAGUUAUCGAU